AUGCACAAGUGGGAACUAUAUUGUUUCGUCACAAACUAUGCGGAACCUAUUUACUGGGACACGUGGCUCCGUGGAUUAGAUGAUUUCUUGACUUGGUGUCUGGUCUAUUUGAUUAAGUUGAGGCAAGUAAAGUGUGAGAUGGCAGUGCCAGCGGCCGGGGGUGUAGACCUCAGUCGUAAAUUUGUGUCAGAGACCGAGAUCGAGGAGAAAAGGAAGCAAAGACAGGAGGAAUGGGAAAAAGUUAGGAAGCCAGAGGACCCAGAGAAGGCUCCUGAGGAAGAGUAUGAUGGGCGUUCACUGUUUGAGCGGCUACAGGAGCAGAAGGACAAGAAGCAGGAGGAAUACGAUGAGCAGUUUAAAUUCAAGAACAUGGUCAAAGGCCUGGAUGAGGAUGAGUCUCACUUCUUGGAUGAGGUCUCCAGGCAACAGAGCCUGGUGGAGAAGCAACGCAGAGACGAGGAGCUGCAUGAACUAAAAGAAUACAGAAGUGCUCUGAAAAAACUGGCAUCUAGUGAGAGUCGGAAGGAGCCAGAGAGGAGGGCGGGUCCUAAACCAGCAGAGGUCAAGACCAGUCACCUGUCCCAGGCACACCUGUUGGCUGGGGCGUUCAAGCGACGCAGCUCUUCACAGUCCUCAGACAAUAGCAAGAAACAGAAGGUUGAGGAGUCUGCAGCAGGGAAUGGGGGCCGGACAGAGCAGGAGGCGGGCAGAGGUGUGGUUGAGCAGGGCUCCACAGUAAAGACAACAGGUGUCCUCCACCUUCCAUCGGCCGCCGUGUGUGUGGGCAUCCUGCCGGGCAUGGGAGCCUAUUCCGGCAGCAGCGACUCUGAGUCCAGCAGCGACAGCGAAGCCUAACCUGAUGACAUCCCCCUGUGGCUGCAGCUCUGCUAUUGGCCAAGGAAACAGUGACUGACAGCUGUGGAUCAAGGACAAGACUGCUAGACUGUCACAUCACAUUCAUACCUUACCUUAGACAACAUCAAGAAAGCGAGCCAGAGCUUCGUCUCAGAUGCAAUGUAUGUGGAAAUGCAUUUUCUUUCGUUUUUUUAGUUUAUUUUUGAUGCGUCAGUGCGAAUAAUGCUGGAUUUUAAUGGAUUUAUUUCUCUCCAUGAAAAUGUGGGUUUCAUCAUGGGAUGAUCGAGGCUUGGGGAGAAGAAAAUAAAAAGUUUUUCCGUU
Molecule: messenger RNA, 1176 nt
Organism: Salvelinus fontinalis (brook trout)
Lineage: Eukaryota; Metazoa; Chordata; Actinopteri; Salmoniformes; Salmonidae
Gene: psme3ip1
Product: proteasome activator subunit 3 interacting protein 1
Cellular component (GO): nucleus
Source: RefSeq, a predicted model, not a curated record